AUGAUCACGACGAGUCCCAUGUUGCUGGGACGGCGACUGCUACAAAUGACAACGCAGGAUUUAAUAACGCAGGACGAUGAGAUGUUAGUUACACUGAAAGCGCAUGACCGCUUUUUCUGUGAUACAAUGGAAAACAUUCCCGCGGCGUUUUACUUUCCCACAGACGCCGAGGUCAAUUGGAAAAAGACUGCACCCAAGAAGUACCAUAAGAACGUGCAGGCUCAAAAGCAAUUGGAAUCGUCCAAAAAGAACCUUUUAAAGCGUGCAAAAUUCUCCCCAGACGCACAGCAAAGCAAUGAGGAGCGACAGAAGAUCAUUGCGGCGGCUGAAGAGCUGGAAAAGAAGCAGCAGGCGCAGGUCAAGCCAUUUAAGCCCAGUGCAGCGAAGGAGGAGGGCGGUCUUGACGGACUUCGUGCUCGUCUGGCAGUUAAAAUACAAGCGAUGCGCGAGCAGCGUAAGGCAGAGGAGAAGACGGGCAAGAAACGUCCUUCUCGCGCUGAGGCUGUGGCUGAACAGCGUGCUUUGAAGAAACGCAAGACGACCGCUAAUAAGAGCAAGGUCAAGGCGGAGAAGCGUGAGCAGGAGGCUGCUGCUAAGGCUGAAGGUGAGGCCUUUGCAAAGAAGAAGGCGGAAACGACGGUGGACACGGCGUCCAUUUCAUACGGUAGUUUGCUGCUUGAUGAUGGAACGGAAAAGGACGACAAACCCAAGACUCGUCAUGGGCAAAGUGUGCGCGGUAUUCAGAAUCUUUUGAAGAAGGCUGAGCGAAAUGCUCAACGCCUCGAGGAGCUGAAGAAGACGGAGGGGGGAGCUGAGAAGGCAAAAGUUAAGGGCUGGGAUACAGCGCUUCAACAAGCUGCAGGCAAUGUCGUGAUGGAUGACCCAAAGUUGUUGCGUGCGAAGCUUAAAAAGAAGGAGAAGGCGAAAGCGAAGAGUUCGAAGGAGUGGAAGGAACGUACGUCAAAGCUCGAGGUUUUAAAAAAGGAACGACAGAAGAAGAAAGUGGCCAAUGCUUUUGAACGCGGCAAAAAGGAUGCGGCUAAGCCUGCAGAAAAGAAAGGCCGCAGAGGACCGCGUGCUGGUUUUGAAGGCAAGAAGGGCGAAGUGUUUCUGAAUGCCGACAAGAAAGGGGGCAAGCCUGUCAUCAAGAAAUAA
Molecule: messenger RNA, 1155 nt
Organism: Peronospora farinosa
Lineage: Eukaryota; Oomycota; Peronosporomycetes; Peronosporales; Peronosporaceae
Source: the annotation of a GenBank genome assembly